Molecule: messenger RNA, 1374 nt
Organism: Rosa chinensis
Lineage: Eukaryota; Viridiplantae; Streptophyta; Magnoliopsida; Rosales; Rosaceae
Product: wall-associated receptor kinase 1-like
Exons: 3
Coding region: 135-1355 (406 amino acids)
Molecular function (GO): calcium ion binding; polysaccharide binding
Source: RefSeq, a predicted model, not a curated record
ACCAGAUAGUCAAUUACCACAACGGAAGAGAACAUCCUCGCAAACUAAGAGACGGAGUCUCUUCCUUCCUCUACGCCUAUAUACGGCUUAACAGCCAGGCAUAGUUGCUAUAGUACCACCCAAUUUGUAGUUCCAUGGCCUCAUUACAUGAGAGGAUUCUUGUUACGCUGCUCUCUUUGUUAAUGUUAGUGGCCGCAACAACAACAUUGCUAGCAGCGGCGCAGACCCUAGUGCCGUCUCCUCAAGCCAAGCCAGGAUGCCUAGAGAAGUGCGGUGGUCUCACAAUCCCAUACCCGUUUGGCCUAGGCGAAGCUUGUUCCAUGCGACCCGAGUUCACCCUCACUUGCGAUGAAUCCACCACAGCACCCCCAUCAGCAAAUUUUACAAACAGUACCUUUACCUUUCCCAUCACCAUUACUAACUUUUCCCUUGUUGACGGUGAGUUACAAGUAAUGCAGGAGAUAGCCAGAAAUUGCUAUGACGAGGAGGGUUAUAAUACAAACAGCAGCAGUUCACUCGAGCUGCCUCCUUCUUACACCAUCUCAACCAAAAACAACUUCUUUACCCUUGGCUGCAACGUUUUAGCAGUCUAUCUGCAAGGUGUGGAUGUGGGCUACCAAACCGGAGUAAAUGUGGCCUUAUGUAUGGAUAUUCUUGGCGAGGAAUUGACCGAGUCUUGCAUCGGCGUUGGGUGCGCCCAAACUUCCAUCCCUAGUGGACUGCAAAACAUUUCAAUUGGACUGGCUUCACUUAACGGCUAUAACGCGAAUGAUCCCUGGGAAUCAAACUACAAGUGCAGCUACGCUUUCAUCGUUGAAGAAGGCAACUUCACAUUCGCACCGAAAACAAGUUUUCAACAACUGAAUACAACAAUUCAACAGCUUCCGGUGGCUGUUAAUUGGGCAAUCGGGGACGAGCCAUGUGCAGUAGCGAAGAACCUAACUGAUUAUUCGUGCAAAGAGAAUACAAUUUGUGUCGACCGAAGUACCAUCAGUACUGAGACGGCUGCAGGUUACAUUUGCCGGUGCUUGCCAGGCUACGAAGGGAACCCGUACCUCGGUUGUCGGGAUAUCGAUGAGUGCACGACCUCAUCAAGGGACCCCUGCACGAAUGGAAAGUGCGUAAAUUCACCUCCAGGGAAUUACUCGUGUAAAUGUAAUAAAGGAUUCAGAAACCAAGACGACAUGACUUGCAUCCCAUAUUCCUGGUUAAACAACACUUCCCUAAAAAUAUCAUUAGGUGUCAGUAUAGGCUUCUUGGUUUUAGUGGUCGUAAUUUCGUGGAUGUAUUGGGAAAUAACAAAAGGAGGCUCAUCAAACUCAAAAAGAAGUACUUCAAAGAAAACGGUGGCUUAACAUUACAACAACAACUCGC